This is a messenger RNA of Trichoderma asperellum CBS 433.97, 2376 nucleotides long. NCBI's taxonomy places the organism in Eukaryota, Fungi, Ascomycota, Sordariomycetes, Hypocreales, Hypocreaceae. The record is from RefSeq and is a predicted model, not a curated record.
AUGACUUCUUCAAUAUCGCUCGAGUUAGUGACGAAUAAUGCGGUCUAUACUCGGCAUGAAGACCAGAAUGCAACAAAUGUCACCUGCCUAUUUCCUAGAUCUGACUCUGGAUAUGGAUCAAUAGAUGGAGGCUCUGCAGACUCGCCAAUCUCGCCCCAUCACUCUAGGGGCAGCUUUGUUUCGCAUAGUGAUGAGCUUGAAAUUGGAUCAUAUCAUGGCCCAAGAACAUCAGCCGAGAGAUCCAAGGCGGAGGCUUCAUGCGCUAUACCAGAACGACUGCCGAAGCUAUCUCAGGGCUCAUGCUCAGGUCUGGCGCGUUAUCGCCCAUUCCUGGCGUGGAAGCCGCAGCAGUUGAACCUAGCGUCCGGUAGCAAAGAUGUCACGAGUACGCCCCCCUUUCGACAGAAAUGUGGCGGUGGAUGUCUUCGCACUCCAGACAGAUUUGUGCCUCGACGGGAUAGUGAUGAGCCCAGCAGGCAGGUGUAUCAGACAACAAAGUCUCUUCAAGACCUCUCCCCGACCGAGAAGUUGCUGAGAAGGAAGAGGGCUCCUUUGAUUCCAUUCUCAACGCCGCAGCGUCCUCAAGCACAUGUUUUUGGCGAAACUCGCGUAGCAUUGGCUGGUCAAUCCCAGGGCCGAGCGAUGAGCCCUCCUUCACUCAUCUACUCGGCCACGAGACAGCCAAGCCAAGGAAACGUAUGGAUAGUAGGCGGCCUAGCUCCCGGAACAGAGACGUUGGAGAUAGAUCGUAACCGUCGUCGACCAGCCCGAAGUAGCACGCCGGCUCGUCUCUUCACCAUGUCUGUGAAUACAACGAGGCCCAGUCGCCGUGAUGAUGAUUCACCAUUUUACCACGGCCGCGUCGCGUCUGCGCUAAGAAUUGACCGUAUUCGCCGAGUACUGGACUUUACUUGCUGCCAGCCUGCCACCCCUGAUUUUCCCAUUCGCGCAAUGUCCAUGUUAGCAGACGUGGAGCAUGCUUCUUGGACAUGCGCGAAUAAUGAUAACGAUAUAUACGAGAGUCCCCGGAAUUACACUCCGUCGCCACGUCGGUCUCUUCCUGCGGCUCCCUUCAGGGUUCUCGAUGCCCCGGACCUGCGUGAUGAUUAUUACUGCUCCGUGUUGGCCUAUUCACCAGUCUGCCAGAAGCUCGCGGUCGGCCUCGGAAAUGUCUUAUAUGUCUGGUCUGAAGGGACGGGGCCUCGGCCCAUGCAUGGAUCUCCUUCGAAUAAUGUAUGGCUGACAUCGGUAUCCUUCUCCUCUGUUCAAGGAGGGAACUGCAUCCUAGCUAUCGGGCGUUCAGAUGGAUCCUUGGUGCUCAAGUCCAUCUAUGAUAGUCUCUCCCGCUUCCAGGUACAACAGCCUUUUCCAAUAUCAUGCGUGAGUUGGCGUCCGAUAAACACCAUGAGGCCUUCCAGAAACCCGUUUAACCCCGGCAUUGCCGUGCAGACUGAAGAUUUGGUUGUCGGUGAUGAUACCGGUGUGAUAUACUACUAUGUAGUAGAGUGGCCGAUGGGCUGGGAGGUUACACGAGAUACCUGGCCUGGGACAAUUUAUCUUAUUGCUAGAGUUUCACCCCAUAGCCAGCAGAUAUGCGGUCUGGCCUGGUCACCAAACGGGAAGCUUUUUGCCUCUGGGGGAAACGAUAAUCUAUGCUGCCUCUUUAAUACAGACAGCGUGCUUGUCGAAAAACAGGAAUCCGCCCCAAACAGCUCACGAUGGUCGGGAUGGCAUUUGGCAACUGAAAGCACCAAAGUAGGUUAUGAGGAUGCAGUCGACGACCGCCCCGCAAGGCCAUUGUCCACCCCAAUCCGGAGACUGGGCCCUGGAUCAGAGAAGCAUCGCUGGAUACACAAAGCUGCAGUCAAGGCCAUUGCAUUUUGCCCUUGGCGCGAAGGACUGGUUGCAACGGGUGGUGGGUCUAAUAAUAAAUGCAUCCACUUCUUCCAUACAACUUCAGGCUCAGCUUUAGCUACCAUUGCAGUUUCGGCUCAGGUGACAGCUCUUAUUUGGUCAUCGACGAGACGUGAGAUCGCUGCUACCUUUGGAUAUACAGAGCCAGAGCAUCCGUACCGCAUUGCCAUUUUCAGCUGGCCAGAAUGCAAGCAGGUUGCAGCGAUUCCAUGGGAGGGAGAACUUCGUGCUCUGUACGCCAUCUCUUAUCCCCGACGCUCGGCAAAGUCAAACACAGCGCACCCUGAUCGAAAAUCUCGCGAGGGAUGCAUUGUUGUUGCUUCAAGCGAUAAGAGUGUGAAAUUUCAUGAAAUUUGGUGUAAUGAAGGGAAGAUCGUAGGAAGGGGAACGGGGAUGCUGGGAGGUAGUGACAUUCUCGAAAGUCUGGAGGGUAUUGACAAAGAAGGGGAUGUGAUUCGGUGA